Messenger RNA from Daphnia magna, 1051 nucleotides. It is a transcript of the gene Echs1, whose product is annotated as probable enoyl-CoA hydratase, mitochondrial. The transcript has 6 exons. Gene Ontology annotation, molecular function: enoyl-CoA hydratase activity. Gene Ontology annotation, biological process: fatty acid beta-oxidation. The record is from RefSeq and is a predicted model, not a curated record. Gene Ontology annotation, cellular component: mitochondrion. The coding region runs from base 41 to 928 and encodes 295 amino acids. NCBI's taxonomy places the organism in Eukaryota, Metazoa, Arthropoda, Branchiopoda, Diplostraca, Daphniidae.
UUCAUCACUCUUUUCCACAAGUUCGGCAAGUUCAAACAUCAUGGCUUACUUUUGCCAAAAUGUGUUAAAGAUUGCCGGGUCUUCGAUCGCUAACCAGAGCCGUUCAGCCCGGUUUGCAGCUUAUCGCUUAGCAUCAACGGCGGUUCCUUCUUAUCAACACAUCAUCAUAGAGAAACAAGGAGCAAAAACGAAUGUCGGUGUCAUCACCUUGAACCGUCCAAAAGCUCUGAAUGCUCUCUGUGAUGCAUUGAUGCGAGAAGUGAGUGAUGCCCUAGACGAUUUGGAGAAGGACAAGGAUGUUGGAGCAGUUAUCAUAACUGGCAGCGAAAAGGCUUUUGCUGCUGGUGCCGACAUCAAGGAGAUGCAGAACAAUACUUUUGCACGUGUUUAUGGAGGUAACUUUCUAAACCAUUGGAACAGGGUAGCUCAGUGCAAAAAACCAGUCAUCGCAGCAGUAAAUGGCUAUGCUCUUGGAGGUGGCUGUGAAUUGGCAAUGAUGUGCGAUAUUAUCCUUGCUGGUGAGAAUGCCAAAUUCGGUCAGCCCGAAAUCGCGAUUGGUACUAUUCCCGGAGCCGGAGGCACUCAGCGCUUGAUUCGUAGCAUCGGAAAGUCUAAAGCUAUGGAAAUGUGCCUAACUGGUUUGCCAAUCACAGCUCAAGAAGCUGAAAAAUUAGGUCUGGUCAGUCGAAUUUGUGCACCGAAAGAAUUGGUUUCCGAGGCAGUUAAGAUGGGCGAGAAGAUAGCCUCACAUUCUAAAUUGAUCGUGGCCAUGUGUAAAGAGAGUGUCAAUCAGGCUUACGAGACCACGCUUCAGGAAGGUCUUUUAUUCGAAAAACGUACUUUCCACACCACUUUUGCCACGGAUGAUCGUAAGGAAGGUAUGACUGCCUUCGCCGAAAAGCGUCAACCCAAUUUUACUGACAGUUAAAAAUGUCUCACCACCCCCAGUACCAGAACGUAAUGAUUCAGACUGUACGUCGUCCUUUUUAUACAGACAAAUGUUAAAUAUAUCAAGCUUGAGUCUAUUGAAAUAAAAACGCCAAACAACGUA